Messenger RNA from Aspergillus fijiensis CBS 313.89, 1344 nucleotides. Its product is annotated as longevity assurance proteins LAG1/LAC1. Lineage: Eukaryota; Fungi; Ascomycota; Eurotiomycetes; Eurotiales; Aspergillaceae. Gene Ontology annotation, cellular component: membrane. The record is from RefSeq and is a predicted model, not a curated record. The transcript is spliced from 4 exons. The coding region runs from base 1 to 1344 and encodes 447 amino acids. Gene Ontology annotation, molecular function: sphingosine N-acyltransferase activity. Gene Ontology annotation, biological process: ceramide biosynthetic process.
AUGAGGGCGCCAUUCUCCGAGCCUUCCACACUUUCCCCGCAAUCCCAAUCAUUGUGCAGGGACAACCUCGUUAAACGGUUACUCAAGCGGAAACCCCCACGACGCCCCAAGAAUCUAGCCAACUGGCUGCUCGAUCAUCAAAUUGAGAUCCCCCUCAAUCUCCUCGCCCUCCUCGUCGUCACCCACCUGUUCGUCCCCCGCGCACGCCAACACACAUCCAAAUUCUUCUCACCAUCGCACUACAACCCAAACACCGGGCAAUAUGCCAUCGGCAACGGGGACUUUUACUUCCUUGGGUUCUGCGUGGUGCUCUACACGGGCCUCCGCGCGGGGAUCAUGAAGUAUAUCCUCGCACCGCUAGCGACACAAUGGGGGAUCUCCAAGAGGAAGGAUAUCACGCGAUUCUCCGAGCAGGCGUGGCUGUUGUGCUACUACUCGGUCUUCUGGACGCUGGGUCUGUACAUCUACGGCACCUCCAAGUACUACCUCAACCUCCGCGAGAUGUUCACCGACUGGCCCACGCGCGACCUCCCGGGCCUCACCAAGGUCUACAUCCUGGGCCAAUGGGCGUUCUGGCUGCAGCAGAUCCUCGUCCUGAACAUCGAGGCCCGUCGCAAGGACCACUGGCAGAUGCUCGCCCACCACCUGGUGACGGUCGUGCUGAUUUCCACCGCGUAUGCCUUGCAUCUCACCCGGGUGGCCAACCUGGUGCUCAUCCUGAUGGAUGUGGUGGACAUCUUUUUCCCGCUCGCUAAAUGCCUCAAAUACCUCGGCUACACCACCGCCCGCGACAUUCUCUUCGGCGUAUUCAUGCUCGCGUGGUUCCUGGCUCGCCAUGUCUGCUACCUGCUCACCAUGUGGGGGAUCUGGAAGUACAUGCCCGAGACGAUUGCGGAGGGGUGCUACCACGUUCCUGCCAGUGGCGCCCAGGACUCGCUCCGUGGACCGACGCCUCUCCCUGUACGGGGCUGGUCUCAUCUUUGGACACCAUUUUACGACCCCACGGGCCCCAUCUGCUACAGCGAUGGAAUCCGGUGGGGGUUUCUGGGGGCCCUAGGGUUCCUGCAGCUGCUGACGGUGCUGUGGUUCGUGUUGAUCGUCAAGGUGGCGGUGCGGGUUGUGCAGGGAAUUGGGGCGGAUGAUAUUCGGAGUGAUGAUGAUGAGGAGGAAGCCGAGAUGGAUGUGGAGGAGGAUGAGAACGAGAUGGUAAAGCCGUCCCCAUCCCCGUCAUCAGGGUGGAAGCGCAGGGCGGCCGGGAGUCGACGAACGGCGAGCUCAUCCGGCGUCAGCUUUGAUCGGAAGGAGUUGCUGAGUCGGAUUGGGUGCGAGAAACAGGUGGAUUGA